AUGGAGCACGAAGGGCAGCACGAACAACACGACGACGUUUACGGCGGCGACCUGCCUGAGGAGGCUUACAUGGAGUCAGAUUUCGAUCCUUCUGCUGAUGCGGAAGCGUGUGCAACUGAUGACUCCAAAGGCAAGGACUUGGAGAAUAUGAAGAAAAGAUUGCAGGAGAUUGAAGAAGAAGCAGGUGCUCUACGGGGAUUGCAGGCUAAGGUUGAGAAGGAGAUGGGCGCAACUCAAGAUGCAGGUGGGUCCUCUGCCACCCAAGCUGAAAAGGAGGAGGUGGAUUCUCGAUCCAUUUAUGUUGGAAAUGUGGACUAUGCCUGCACACCUGAAGAGGUGCAGCAACAUUUUCAGUCUUGUGGGAUUGUGAACAGGGUCACUAUUUUGACUGACAAGUUUGGUCAACCCAAGGGCUUUGCUUAUGUGGAGUUCGUGGAAGUCGAGGCCGUUCAGAAUGCUCUUCUGCUUAACGAGUCAGAGCUGCACGGCCGUCAGCUGAAGGUGUCAGCUAAGAGAACUAAUGUCCCUGGCAUGAGACAGUACAGGGGUAGGCGCCCCAAUCCGUAUUUUGGGUCAAGAAGGCCUUUUAUGCCUGCUCCUGGCUACCCUCCUUAUGGCUAUGGGAGUGUUCCGAGGUUCAGGCGUCCUAUGCGCUACAGGCCUUAUUGA
Molecule: messenger RNA, 669 nt
Organism: Striga hermonthica
Lineage: Eukaryota; Viridiplantae; Streptophyta; Magnoliopsida; Lamiales; Orobanchaceae
Source: the annotation of a GenBank genome assembly